This is a messenger RNA of Neopsephotus bourkii (Bourke's parrot), 5296 nucleotides long. RefSeq names its product discs large MAGUK scaffold protein 1 (gene DLG1). Lineage: Eukaryota; Metazoa; Chordata; Aves; Psittaciformes; Psittacidae. The transcript has 23 exons. Bases 1164 to 3668 code for a protein of 834 amino acids. Gene Ontology annotation, biological process: neurotransmitter receptor localization to postsynaptic specialization membrane; chemical synaptic transmission. Gene Ontology annotation, cellular component: postsynaptic density membrane; neuromuscular junction; neuron projection. The record is from RefSeq and is a predicted model, not a curated record. Gene Ontology annotation, molecular function: kinase binding.
CAUUGUACAUAUGGCCAAGUCAAGGAAUCGAGUGGGGAAUAGUGCUAAUACUCUAGAUAUAUACUUAGUUUAUUCUGAGUUUGCUGAUAAGAAAUAUAAUCAGUUUGGGUAGUUGUACGUCUUGGGCUAGAAGCAAAAUGCUGCAGGUGAGAUCUAAUAGUUUGAAAUUAUUUAUUGAGUUUUUUCAAUAUACUUCAUUGUGUUUGCAGCAAAGAUAUUAGUGGGAGACAUAGCAGGGCAAGGUAGCAGAAACUGAGUUAACUAGUUGCUUUAAAUGCCACUUGUGGGAAAUUAAUGUAAUAAGGUUCUUACUAAUGUAUGAAACUGUCAAUUUAGUGUUUCAUGGUAUGUAGCAGGUUUUAUUGUGCCCAGGUGUUUGAGUUUUCCCAGCUGUGCUUAUUAGACUGAGAAGACAAUGCCUGUGCAUACAAACUUUGCCUUGUCACUGCAUUACAGUCUUACAAAAGAAAAUGAAAUUCUAGGUUAAUUCAGGGCUCAAAAUAGCGUUUCUCUUGCAAUAUGCAUUACUGUUUCCUUGCCACUUUCUUCUCUCCCUCUUCUACAUGGAAUAUUCCAUUCAUUACUGCCUAAGAAAUCAGUUAUUUUGCAGUCUGCAAAUGCUGAAAUGACGUUAGGGGAGAAAUACUUGCUUGCAACCAAAACUAUUUUUGAACAGACAUUUCAUUUUAGAAAUUGUAACCGGCUAAGAAAAGCUGAAUUGAGGGUGUGUUUUUUUUUUUUUUUUGGCUGUAAAAUAAUUUUGUAUUGCAUUGCAUCAAAUGAUUCCCUGUGAUGCUCAUGUAUUAGGUAAUCCUGAAAGAGGAGUAUAUGAAAUAGAAUAUGAGGAGGUACUUAACUGGUAUGGAAUAGGAUUUGACAUCUUUUAUAGGAUAUUUUCAAGGGUAAAUUUAAGUUUUUCAGCUGUAGAUAAUCAAAAUAGGCUAAGAAUCUUUCAUGAAACUUACAGCAUUUGUAUUUGAGCCUGCUGCUUUUUCUCCACGGUGUUUCUACCUCUGAAUGAAUUCGAAGGGAACCCUGACAUGCAUUCUACUGUUUUGACUAUUAAAUAAGCGUGCUCUUUCUCCUUCUGUUGAGAUGGUGUUUAGCUGUGAUUGAACAUAAACCUUUUAAAUGUUUGGAAAGAGACCUGCUAUGCUGAAACGAUGGAUUGCUUAUGCAUUGUAACAACAAAGAAAUACCGCUACCAGGAUGAAGAUACACCUCCACAGGAGCACAGCUCUCCACACAUUACCAAUGAGGUGACGGGUCCAGAGCUGGUUCAUGUAUCAGAGAAGAAUCUGUCACAGAUUGAGAAUGUCCAUGGGUUUGUUUCCCAUUCUCAUAUUUCACCAGUAAAGCCCACAGAAGCUGUUCCUUCCUCUUCUCCCAUUGUCCCUGUGAUCCCUGUCCCACCAGUCCCUGCUGAGACCACUGUCAUCCCAUCCACCAUACCACAGGCAAACCCUCCUCCCGUGCUGGUGAAUACAGAUUCUUUGGAGACACCAACAUAUGUCAAUGGCACAGAUGCAGAUUAUGAGUAUGAAGAAAUCACUCUUGAAAGGGGAAAUUCAGGACUUGGCUUUAGCAUUGCAGGUGGUACAGACAACCCACAUAUUGGGGAUGAUUCAAGUAUUUUUAUUACAAAAAUUAUAGCCGGGGGUGCAGCUGCACAGGAUGGAAGAUUACGGGUUAACGAUUGUAUUCUACGAGUAAAUGAGGUGGAUGUUCGUGAUGUGACACACAGUAAAGCAGUUGAAGCAUUGAAAGAAGCGGGAUCAAUUGUACGAUUGUAUGUCAAAAGAAGAAAACCAGUCACAGAAAAAAUAGUGGAAAUCAAACUUGUAAAAGGGCCUAAAGCAGGUCUUGGUUUCAGUAUUGCCGGUGGUGUGGGAAAUCAGCAUAUACCUGGAGACAACAGCAUCUAUGUAACCAAAAUCAUUGAAGGCGGGGCAGCACAUAAAGAUGGGAAGCUUCAGAUUGGAGACAAACUUUUAGCUGUGAACAGUGUUUGCUUAGAAGAAGUUACACAUGAAGAAGCAGUGACUGCCUUAAAAAACACUUCUGACUUUGUUUAUCUGAAAGUUGCAAAACCCACCAGCAUGUUCAUGAAUGACAGUUAUGCCCCUCCUGACAUCACGAACUCUUAUUCUCAGCCAGUGGACAACCAUAUCACUCCAUCUGCCUACUUGGGACAGGCUCUGCCUCCAGCAUCACCAGGGCGAUACUCACCAAUUCCCAAGGGAAUGCUUGGAGAUGAUGAGAUUACCAGGGAGCCUAGAAAGGUUGUCCUCCAUCGAGGAUCAACAGGUCUUGGUUUCAACAUUGUUGGAGGAGAAGAUGGAGAAGGAAUUUUCAUCUCUUUCAUCCUUGCAGGAGGGCCAGCUGACCUGAGUGGAGAGCUUAGGAAAGGAGAUCGUAUAAUUUCUGUAAAUGGAGUAGAUCUAAAAGCAGCAACACAUGAACAGGCAGCAGCAGCCCUCAAGAAUGCAGGCCAAGCAGUAACAAUUGUAGCUCAGUACCGUCCAGAAGAAUACAGUCGUUUUGAAGCUAAAAUACAUGAUUUACGGGAACAGAUGAUGAACAGUAGCAUUAGUUCAGGAUCAGGAUCUUUGCGAACCAGCCAGAAGAGAUCCCUCUAUGUCAGAGCUCUUUUUGAUUAUGACAAGACUAAAGACAGCGGUCUUCCCAGUCAAGGACUGAAUUUCAAAUUUGGCGAUAUUCUCCAUGUCAUUAAUGCUUCUGAUGAUGAAUGGUGGCAAGCACGGCAGGUAACUCCGGAUGGAGAAAGUGAUGAGAUUGGAGUUAUCCCUAGCAAACGCAGGGUUGAGAAAAAAGAACGCGCCCGUUUAAAGACAGUGAAAUUCAAUUCCAAAACAAGAGGAGAUAAAGGGCAGUCAUUCAAUGACAAGCGUAAAAAGAACCUCUUUUCCCGAAAAUUUCCCUUCUACAAGAACAAGGACCAGAGUGAGCAGGAAACCAGUGAUAUUGACCAGCAUGUAACCUCUAAUGCCAGCGAUAGUGAAAGUAGUUACCGUGGCCAGGAGGAAUAUGUCUUGUCAUAUGAACCAGUCAAUCAACAAGAAGUCAGUUACACUCGACCUGUGAUCGUUUUGGGACCCAUGAAAGACAGAAUAAAUGAUGAUCUGAUCUCAGAAUUUCCAGACAAAUUUGGCUCAUGUGUUCCACAUACUACUAGACCAAAGCGAGAUUAUGAGGUGGAUGGACGUGAUUACCAUUUUGUCACUUCUCGAGAGCAAAUGGAGAAGGAUAUUCAGGAUCACAAAUUUAUUGAAGCUGGCCAGUACAAUAAUCAUCUUUAUGGAACAAGCGUCCAAUCAGUGCGAGAAGUAGCAGAAAAGGGUAAACAUUGCAUUCUUGAUGUUUCUGGUAAUGCGAUCAAAAGGUUGCAGAUUGCUCAGCUAUACCCAAUCUCCAUUUUUAUUAAACCCAAAACAGUGGAAAAUAUCAUGGAAAUGAAUAAACGCUUAACGGAAGAGCAAGCCAGGAAGACAUUUGAGCGAGCCAUGAAACUGGAGCAAGAAUUUACUGAACACUUCACAGCUAUUGUCCAAGGAGACACACUGGAAGAAAUCUACAACCAAGUGAAACAGAACAUAGAGGAACAGUCUGGGCCUUACAUCUGGGUUCCAGCAAAGGAAAAAUUAUGAAAACAGAUUUUUAUUUUCCAUUUUCUAACUGACAUCACCUACUACAUCUGACAACUCUUAAGCCCUUCCAGUGGAGCCUGCCUCUAGUUCUUUCCAGCGUGGUUCAUACCCUAACCAUCACAUUCUGCAGUUCCCAUAAUGCUUUACAUUUGGUGUCUCUCUUAGUUUAAAUAAUUUGUAUUAUUGUGCUCUGUUGGUUUGCCAUUUUUCAAACAUGACAAUGGAAUGGCCUGACCAGCUAUUAGUUUGGGGUGGGGGUGGGAGGGAAUUGCUUGGUAAAAUUCCUUAAUGUUUAAGGGAAAGUAACUUUCAAAGAUUUUUCAAAAAAGCUUUAUAGACAUUCUUUUAAAAUUUCAUAACAAUUGAAGGAAAAGUUGUAUUCAAGGAAGUUGUAAAUCAUUAGUAACUUUGCACGCUUAACUUUAAUAGCAUGGUUUGGUCAGGGCAAUCAAUUUCAGGUUUUAUUUUCUGAGUUUAAAAAUUCUAUUCUCACAGUAAUAUUUUUUUUUUCCAGGCAGUUAGAGAGAAACUUUCAAAUUUUGAGUUAACAUUUUCAUUAAGUCACUCAAGGGAUAUUCAUUUUCAUAAUUUCAUAUGGAUAUUCUUAAAAUCUAUUUUUUCAUUUUUUGCCAGUAAAAUUGCUAGGGACAAAGAUGUGUAAUGUUUUUAAUCUUCCUUGUGAAACACUAUUUAAAGUGUCUUACAGAAAUUGUUUAUAGGUAAUGGUCAUCACACUUUUUCAGCCUAAAAUAUGUUUAGGUGCUAGGAAACCUUGUAUUUUUCAGAGGACUGCCAAAUUUCCAUUGGCAGUAAUACAGAAAACAGCUGCAGAGAUGGUCAUUAGGGCAAUGAGAGAAUGAUUCAUAGCUUAAAAAUGUGUGUGUUCUUAGGGGUCAGAUUUUAAUGAAUAUUUUACCCACAAUAACUGCCUAUUUUGUUAUAAUAAAUAUAUAUAUAUUAAACUUUCUUUAACUAAACUCUGUAACUAUGGGAAUUAUUUUCUUUACAUAGUUGCGCACACGUAUAAAUAUAUAUAUAUAAAAUAUAUAUUUUUCUUUUACCACCUACUCCUAGCUUUUUGUUUUGAAUAAAAUUACAAAGUAGAAUUUACCUUCCUUAAUUAUGAUAAAUCAAACAGGCUCUGGUGGCUGGGCAUAAAGCCCAGGGAGUAUUAGUUAAAAGAAAAAAAUACAUGCAAGUUCUCCUCUUUUCUACGGAAUUUCAGGUGUUUGUGUUCACCACCCCUCACAGCUCCCCCCUAACAUGCAUGUCUUAACCAAAGGGAGAAUUUGGAGUCAACAGUACUUUUUAUUUUUCUGUACAUGUUCAUCUCUGAUUGCACAGGCACAAGAUCCUCCUUUUACAAUGCACAAGCUUCUGUGCCGAAUGUCAUAAAUACGUUGUACCAAAACACAGAAUACCCUCUGUAAUGAAAUUCUCUAAUUCCCUUCUUAUUUGGUACCUGCCAUUGCUUGUUUGCAGCUGAUGGUUUACAAGAGGGAUGUACUUAUGGCAGUCAUGGGGCAGUCACACAACCAAAUCAGCUUUGGUUUGUAACGAAUUAUCAACACUUAUCCAUUCCAUUUGUUAGAAAGAGGAGAACAGCUAAUAAACUUUAUUGUACAAUA